CAGUUAGUCUCUCCAUGCAAAACUACACUAUGCUGAAACUUCAACCUUCUGUUCAGGGACUACUCUUCUUUGCAACAGCAGCUCUUGCGUUUGAGUUCACGAACGAACCGAGGAAUGUUACAGUUAUGGAACGAGAAAUUGCAUAUUUUCCUUGCGAAUACAGAGGGGCUAGAGACCUGCCGUCGUGGAGGAUCAAUGGGUCGCGAUACGCCUAUACUUCUGUCCCAUAUGGUUACAGGUCCAACUCGAGUGGCCUGGUUAUACCGCAAGUUACCAGACAAAUGAACGGUGUUUCCGUGUCUUGUGUUUUGUCAUUGGAUACGGAAGUUUUUCGGAGUAAAACUGGCUACAUUAUCAUUGUGGAUAAUAAUAUUAUAGCUGAGAAUUUAGGUCCUGCCACGGAAAGUGCAAGAAUAGAAAACCAGCUGAAUAAAGUGACACCCACUGCAAUGCUGUCAAGUACUAUUGUGGCUAGCUUUCAAAAUCCGUUUACCAGCAGCAGUUACAACCACCGCUGUUUGUCUUCAGUCCCUACAUCAACUCCAGGUCUAACCAGCACAAAGAACAACAGAGAUUCAAUAAUUGGUAACUGGACAGCUAUAAUUAUAAUAAUUAUAGGGCUGUACAUGUAUUAUUCUACAGGAUUCCUUGUUGUUGGAUUAACAAUCCUAACUGCUGUUAGCUUGAUUACAGCUUCUUUGUCUUUCAUGGUUUGUAAAGGAUGUAAGAGAAGAGCUGAAAAGAGACAAGAGCACAUUUACGAUGUGCCGUCACUGCCGUGCCGAGAUAUGGAAAUUGAGAAGAAUGUGGCAUAUGCUACUGUUCUCCCUGAAACCCAAUGGAAUGAGGCAUACGCAACGACCAGAAGGACCGACAUAGUAAUGUCAACAUUCCCCGCUACAAGAGCUGACAAUGUGUAUGAAACAGUCCACAUUUGACCAUCAAAGUGUGCAGGGAUAUUAU
Messenger RNA from Geodia barretti, 963 nucleotides. NCBI's taxonomy places the organism in Eukaryota, Metazoa, Porifera, Demospongiae, Tetractinellida, Geodiidae. The record is from the annotation of a GenBank genome assembly.